Raphanus sativus (radish) is the source of this 1338-nucleotide messenger RNA. RefSeq names its product paraxanthine methyltransferase 1. Gene Ontology annotation, biological process: methylation. Bases 16 to 1152 code for a protein of 378 amino acids. The record is from RefSeq and is a predicted model, not a curated record. Gene Ontology annotation, molecular function: S-adenosylmethionine-dependent methyltransferase activity. NCBI's taxonomy places the organism in Eukaryota, Viridiplantae, Streptophyta, Magnoliopsida, Brassicales, Brassicaceae. The transcript is spliced from 3 exons.
AAUAUUAGUAUAAAUAUGCAUAUAGACGUCCAUAGUUCAUCACACAGUUCUCAUCAAAUACCAAGGAUCAAACAAGAAAAGAGAAUCAUGGCAACUACUCCAGAAUGGAUUAUGAUUGGAGGAGAAGGUCCUGAGAGUUACAACCAACACUCUUCGUAUCAGAGAGCAUUGUUGGAAGCCGCAAAAGAGAAGAUGAACGAGGCUAUCUCAGCGAAACUCAGCCUCGACUUGAUUUCUGGAGGUCGCUUCAGUGUUGCGGAUUUCGGUUGUGCGAGUGGACCCAACACUUUUGUGGCAGUACAAAACAUAAUAGAUGCAGUAGAAGACAAGUACCGCAAGGAAACCGGAGAAAACCCGGGGGAGAAGGUCGAGUUCCAAGUCCUGUUCAACGACUUUACAACCAACGAUUUCAACACUCUCUUCCAAGCACUCCCACCGGGGAGACGCUACUAUAGCGCUGGUGUUCCCGGCUCCUUCUUCGGCCGUGUUCUCCCUAAGCAUAGUUUCCACAUAGGAGUCAUCAAUUACGCUUUCCAUUUCACCUCCAAAAUCCCUAAAGGGAUCACCGACCGAGACUCUCCUCUGUGGAACAGAGACUUGCAUUGCACUGGGUUUAACGCAGUAGUCAAGAAAGCAUAUCUUGAUCAGUACUCGGCCGAUACCAAGACUCUAUUAGACGCUAGAGCUGAAGAGCUCGUCCCCGGGGGAUUGAUGUUGCUUUUCGGAUCGUGUCUAAGAGACGGGGUUAAGAUGUCCGAGACCUCUAAAGGAAUUGUGAUGGAUUUCAUCGGAGCUUCUCUUAAAGAUCUUGCUCAACAGGGCGUUAUCGACCAAGACAAGGUUGACUCUUUUAGCACACCACUCUACGUUGCAGAAGAAGGUGAGUUGAGGCAAAUCAUAAAGGAGAAUGGGAAGUUCACAAUUGAGGCUUUUGAGGAUAUCAUCCAUCCUAACGGGGAGUUUCCGUUAGACCCGAAGAUCUUGGCCGUCUCCUUUAGAGCUUCCUAUGGAGCUUUCCUCUCGGCAUAUUUUGGAGUGGAAACAAUGAUCAAAGCCUUUGAACUUGUCGAGGUCAAGGCACGUGAAGAGAUUUCUCGCAUUCAAAAUGCCAAACCCGGAAUGCAGUACCUCAUCGUGCUUCGCAAGAACUGAUGAUCCGUGUCUAUUAUCCCUUUUAUGAUAUUUCAAAGUUAAUUCUGUCUUGUCAUUGUUGCAUGCUAUUCUCCUUCUUUCAUCUCAGCUUAUGUUUGUGUCUUGUUCCUUAUCCUUGUUCUGUUAGUGCUUAUGUAUUACCCAUAUCAAACUAAUCAAUAAAUGAGCGCUUGCAGUUUGAACAUC